AUGCUAACGCGGAUUUCUCCUGAAACUUGGCAGGUCGGCUUCCAGUGGACCAGGUCAAGCGAUCAAGUAGCAGCAAGCAAUGCUGCUCCGCUCGUGGUCGAGGCUCCUGCUGCCGACCUAGAGGCCGGUGCUGUCAUUGUCGGAGCUUCUGCCAUCAGUGUCGCGGUUCCUGCUGUUGAGGUCGCGGUUCCUGCUGUUGAGAUCGCGGUUCCUGCUGUUGAGGUCGCGGUUCCUGCUGUUGAGAUUGAGGCUUCUGCUGUUGAGAUUGAGACCCCUGCUGUUGAGAUCGCACAUGCAGUUGACUUCAUUGAAACUGCUGACUUCUCAGCUGGAGAUGCGUCCUGGUUGGGUGUGGAAUCAGGGGAGGUAGCUCCUUCAUUCCUGGUCGCGGAGGCACAGCAUGGUGUGAAGGAGGGAGCAGAGGAGAGCACAGGCUGCUGCAGGAUGAAUUGCAGUGAGAGCAGCUGCAGCAGCCACAGUGCGUGCCUCAUCUCCUGGGAUAGCUGCACCUCCUCCUCCGCCUCCUCUGCUCUCCUUGACCUUGACUUCUUUGCUGACAGCUAUGGCAGCAGCGGCACAAACUUGAUGGGUGUGAAAAUGGGGAUUGGCCGAGGUUUUUGCAGCAGUGGAAAGGGAUGGAGAAUGGAGGUGAAGGAUGCUGGGCAGCCGGUGGGAAAACACGUGUUUCCAAACCUGAUGUUUGGGGAAAAUGAUGAGAGUGACGACAACUUCAUGUUUGAUUCGAAGGGGAGUGUGAAUAAGGGGAUCGUGCAAGGCUUGUGCAGCAGUGGUAAGGGAUGGAGCAUGGGAAAAAACGAGUUUUUAAACCAGCAGUUUGGGGAUUAUGAUGAUGAGGAUGAGGAUGCAGGUUACAGCAGCCAGGGCUUGGGAUUGGGUGGGAAGGGGAGUGUGUGCUACAUGAACCAGCUGUACAUGGAUGAAGAGGAGGAGGAGGAAAGGAGUUGCUUGGCAGCAAGUGGGAUUUCAGUUGGCAUCGGCAGGUUUGGUGCUCGGCGAAGGAUAACGGGCUCUAGGAGCCGAGUCACCCUCCGCAGAAUGAGUGCAUCUCUAAGGCAGUUCUAG
Closterium sp. Yama58-4 is the source of this 1083-nucleotide messenger RNA. NCBI's taxonomy places the organism in Eukaryota, Viridiplantae, Streptophyta, Zygnematophyceae, Desmidiales, Closteriaceae. The record is from the annotation of a GenBank genome assembly.